GCAGUGAGCCAAGAUCAUGCCACUGCACUCUAGCCUGGGUGACAGAGGGAGACUCCCUCUCAAAACAACAACAACAAGGAAACCAUGCAGUGUUACACGUUGUCCCACCUGCCCUAGGACUUCUCUUCCCUUCACCCUUAAAUGCUUUCUCUUUGGAAAAAUCACUUGGGUGCAGUUUGUUGAAACUGGUCAGCAAAUUAUUGUUUCCAUAGGUCUGGCAUAAGUCUCAUUAGAAAUGAUUUCAUGAGGCAACCGUAAAAGGAGCUGGUUUUCUCAGUAUUUAGAAAACUCUUGUUUUCUAAGUAGUGAGUGUCUUGCCAGAGGUUCAGUUUUGUUUUUCUUAUGAUUUUGAUUUAUUUGAGUCUGAUAGAAUGGUAUCAAUGACAUGAGGAAUAAUUACAGCAUCUUUUGAAAUUCUAUCCUGGAACCCCACCAGGAACUGACCCAGAUUGGUGCCAAGGUACACAUAAUAGGUUUUAGGUUUUUGAAAAUUGGAAAUGCUAGGCUUUUUGAUACUUAAAGACCAUUGUUUUAGUGGGUGGAGUUCUUUUUUGAUCUUCUAAGUUUAAACUUUUUAGUUCGGGAUGGCCAGUGACCGUCCUGUGUUGUGAGAGUUUAAGAGGCCUCUGAGAAGCAAGACCUGCAUGUGUGUGUGUGUGUGAGUGUGUGUGCACACACAUGUGAACAUACAUUCACAUUUGCACUGUCUUCAUUUUGCCGACAAGUUUUAAGCUUUUCUGGACUUUCUGCUUUUGCUGAAUCUUCAGGAUGCUUGCUAUCUUAGGAAAUUUAGUAUGAUAUUAAGUCUUUAAAUAAAGAUAAAAAUAAUUUGCUUUAAACCAAGAAAAAGAGAGAGAGAAAGAGAGAGAUUGGCAGCAAUAAAUUAGCAUGUUAACAUUGGUGGACAGAUUCUUGUGUUUUCUCUGAGACUUCCUUUGUUUUCCCAGCUUUCUAUGAUUAACAUGUAUUACUUUUAUAUUAGAGAAAAUGAUUUGUAAAAAAGCAUGGUUGCUUUGAAAUUCAUUCUCAGUCUGCCGAUGGGAUAACAAGGUAGAGAAUACAGGAGGGAUGACAGAUUGGAGCUUAGGGACGUUGGGAGCUGGGGCUGCCAUGGGAACUGUUGUUCCCAGCCUUUUUGUCAUCAGAGACGCCCUUCUUUUGUUUUUAUACUUAUUUAUUUUUCUUCUAAAUACCCCUUGCUCUGAAAAAUUUCAUCCAACCCAACACCAUGUUUAUUAAGUAAUAAUAUAUUUCCCCACUCUUGAUCAGUCGAAGAUAGACUUAACUGCCUAUUAGAGUUACCCGAGCCUUUAUGGAGUUGCUACUGUUCCAGCUAAGAGUAAAGAUGUGUGAUGUUUGAAUUGACUCUUGUGUUAGACAUUCAUCUAUGUCCUCUACAUUCAUUUCUACCCGAGUGGAAUUUUCUGGGCUGUGGACCCAAGGCUGAGGCUCUGUGGUUAGAGCUCUCCUGUGUUUUGGACCUAGGAUCCCCGUAUUCCUUCUGACACUGGAGGCCAGAAAUAGGCAUUUUUUGUGGCUGGGAAAUGCCUCCUCCAAUCCAUUUUGGUCCUAAUCUAAAUGAGAAAGAAGAGAGCCAAAUUCCCCAACUCCAGUGUCCACAUACUCGGGUUUAAACCCACUCCCGUGGAGUCCCGCAGAACACGGGAGGAGGAGCUUCUGGCUCCGUUUCCCAGCCCUAUACUCCAGUUUUCUCUUUACCCUUUCUGACCCUCCUGCUUGGGAACUGUGAAAACAAAGAAUGGUAACCAUACAAGGAAGCAAUCCAACUCAAACAUAAUAAAAAUUAAUUUAAAAUGUUAGUGGAUCUCUUGUUGAACACCAACGGGAGAGAAUUAAAUUAUUAAUGCCUAGGAAAAUGAAAUUCUUUCUCCGUCUCUACCACUUGGUAUCUCGUACACGAUGGCAGCUGCUCUUCUAGAAACUCCCUUUUACUUUUCAUCUCCUCACUUUCCACAGCCCUCCAGGAAUAGGGGGGCGUAGAAAGCCUCCCAUCCCUUUCAUCUGGACAGGUACCGAAGCUAGAGGGGGCACUUGUGUUCUUACAGGAUGACCUCAGUUCCAUUCCAAGGAUAGGGUAUAGAACAAGAGUUUUUAGUUUUUAUUGGAACAUGGACCCCUUUGAGAAUCUGAUGAAAGCUUUGGACACUUUUUCCAGAAAAAUUAUAUGAUAAUAACUAACAUUUAUGUUGUAGACAUUGUGCUAAGCACUUAGGUGUAUUAUCUCUUUUGAUGCUCAUCACAACCCUGUGAGGUGUAGGCACUGUUAUCUCUGUUCUGCAGAUGGGAACACUGAGCCACUGAGAUGUUAAAAGAUUUGUCCAGGGAUACACGUAUAAAAAGUUGUGGAGUCUUUGCAUAUAAUUUUAGUUGGUGCUCAGGUUAAGAUCUUCAGCUCUAGAUUAUGAGCCACCACCUGCAAUCACUUAAAGACAGAUGUCUGUACAUGUAACAGGGUAGCAGGUGGAUACUAACCCCCAGGGCUGGUGACCAACCUGCUUGUCAGGGUAGUGAAGGAAGGGAAAGGCUGCUCUUGGCUCCCCGUUUGCAGAGUCCUCCCCCGUCCUCUUCGACCAAUUAGGUGAAUCUGUGUGUGGGUUUCUAAGUGUCUGUGCUUUGCAGUGAUCCCACACAGUUAUCUAAUUGGCAUUUAAUGUGAGCUGGGAAGUUAGACAAUCUGGGCUUCUCUCUUGGUUUUGCUACCACCAGACUGUGCGACUUGGGGAGUCAUUCAGACCCUGUGCGCUCAUCUGCAGACCAGGGAGAAUGAACUCUGGACCUCACUGGAUUGGGAGGGUCUUGCUACAGUGAGAGGAAGUCACUGCCUUUAAUGCAUCUUCCCGUGGCCCAUAAGUGGCCUGCUAGAAAUAGUGUGCACAUCUUUUUCUUAUUAAGAUUAGGGCUUCCAGAAACUGACCUGUGACUGCUGACCACACUUGACAUCUGCAGUUUUUGGAGUUGCAGUGAAUGUUUUCUUAGACCUCCAAUCAAUGAUUAGUAAUAAUUAAGAUUUUGUAAUAGCUUGUACCCCCUCUUCUGUCUGCCCUUCUUCCCACCCGUUUGGCCAUGACCCCCAUAGCAGGUAUCCUUAAAAUCACAGAGCUGUGAAAUGUCAGUGCUGGAAAGGAACUUGAUCACCUAUGGCUAGCCAUGCCAUUGUGCAGAAAUGGAAAUAGGCUCAGAGAGGUGCAGAAACUUGCCCAGGGCCACACAGCUAACCCAUAGGAGUAGAGGCUGGGUCAUAUUCAUCAUAGUUUCUCUGUUUUCAUCCUCACUGCCUCUCAAACUUCCUCAGUGCAUGGAGAAUGGAGGAACAAACUAUUUGUACAAGCAGAGCCAUUUUAGAAGUUCUUCAUGGCGCUAGGCCCACAGUUCCUCACUUUCAGGUCAUUGUUAACUUCUCCAAGCACCAAGAUGAAUCUCUGCUGUAGACAGAGACCUGGGAAAUAUCCCUGUCUAUUUACUGUGUUAUCCCAGGUAAUGUAGAGAUGGAUGUAGCCAGGCGGUGUGUUGAGAGACUUUUGGAGGUCAGGGUGGUGUGGUUUAUUAAUGGCUGUGCUGGAGUUCUCUCUGCAGCAGAGGUCUAAAUUGGAUAUAAAGAGCAUCUUUUCUGAAGCUGGGUCCAGCUGAUCUGAGUGGUGAUAUUCAGCACUACUAGGCGUUAGCUUCUAGCAUCUCCCACCUCUUGCCACAUGCCACUGUGAGUAUUCAUGGACUUUCUCCUCUUCUGUCUGCGAAAGAGAAUUCUAUUGUCUAUUACUCAACUUUCCUGGUAACACUACCUUCUAAGGAGAAGUUUCUCUUGGUUAGUUUAGUGCCUGGGCCUUUUUCAUAUGGAGUCAGGGCAAUGAGUAGAGGCUGAAUUAGAGAGCUAGGAGGUAGGGAUGGUCAGAGUGUUUGUGUGUGUGUGUUUGUGUGUGUGUGUGUAUGUGUGUAAGCAGCUACUGGCAUCGGAAAGGGCCAAUACUUGUAGGUGAGAGGAGAGAAUGAAGGCCAAAGGAAAGGAGGAGGGAGAGGAAAGUGUUUAUCAACUGGGGUUUAGGGAGAGUGAGGAGAUGAAAAGUAAAAGGAAGUUUCUAGAGGAGCUCUCUGUGUUUAGGAUAUCAAGUAGUAGAGAAGGAGAAAGGACGUUGAAGAUACUUUCCUGUGCAUUAAUAAUUUAAUUCCCUUCUUUUGGUGCUCCACAAGAGAUCCCCUAACAUUUUAAGUUAAUUUUUAUUAUGUUUGAGUUGGAUUGCUUCCUUGUAUGGCCACCAAAUGGACGCUGGGCUACAUGGAGACCCAGUUAUGUUCAGGCGACACUGGUCUGUUCUAUCUGGGGCUGAUGGUGAGGCAGUAGAGUGUGAGAAGCACAUUCUGGAAGGUGGGUGAUGGCGGAAGUGCUCUGUGGCGGGGGGCCUCGGGCUGAUUUGCUGGAGUCAGCUUGUACUUAGUGUUACUUCAUUCUGCACAAAUCCCAGAUCAUUUUCCUGUGUUAAAAAUAAAGAAAUAUGUCAGAGUUCUCAGAUUCAGUGCUUAUUUACUUCAUACCCUAUCUUCAAAAAUAAUUUGAGGCAGUUUGAAUUUAGUGGGGAAAUGUGGCAAUUCAUUCAGACUGUAUUUUUUCCAUAAAUAGAAAGGAAAUUUGCUUUGAGAAGAAAGAAUAGGUUGAGUUUCUAGGCUACAUUUUGCUGAAAGAAAUAUUAUUGGGGAAGGAUAUUUUAAUUUUUAUUCUCCAAGAAAUUGCUCUUUUGUUCUGCUUUGAGGUGGAGGUGGUUUAGCACAGAGAAGAUUUUUAGACCAAGGCAAGGAGCAGUGACUAUUUGGCUUAGAUAAAGAGAGUGCUUUCUUCUGUCUGUGCCUCGUGGGGUCGAAUCUAUCUGUGUGAGCUGCCUGUCCAACAUUCACGUUCAGUGAGAUGACUUCUUUGAGUGGCUAAAGGCCCCAGAACAAACAGACUGCUGGGACUUGCAGGUCUGUGCAUGGAGCUUCUUUCUGUUGCCUCCUAGAAGGGCAGAGCAAUGCUUCUGAGGAAGAGUAACAUCCAGAAGACUGACACUCAGAUUUCAGGCAAGAGUACCAGGCAAGAGCAGGAAAAAAGACCCGCCUGGUACUGCUGGAGUUGGCAUCGUUUGGAAGAGUUUGUGAAACCUUUCUGCCCAGAGCUCCUGGACCAAUGCGUCUUCCCACCACCUUAAACCACUGAGCAGUUCAGAGCCCCAGUUGCAGACGACUUGUCCUGCCACCACCAUGAGCUCUGAAUGUGAUGGUAGUUCCAAAGCUGUGGUGAAUGGCUUGGCACCUGGCAGCAAUGGUCAAGACAAAGCAACUGCCGACCCUUUACGUGCACGCUCUAUUUCUGCUGUUAAAAUCAUUCCUGUGAAGACAGUGAAAAACGCCUCAGGCCUAGUUCUCCCUACAGACAUGGAUCCUACAAAAAUCUGCACUGGGAAGGGAGCGGUGACUCUCCGGGCCUCGUCUUCCUACAGGGAAACCCCAAGCAGUAGCCCUGUGAGCCCUCAGGAAACCCCGCAACACGAAAGCAAACCAGGUCUGGAGCCAGAGCCUUCUUCAGCAGAUGAGUGGAGGCUUUCUUCCAGUGCUGAUGCCAAUGGAAAUGCCCAGCCAUCUUCACUUGCUGCCAAGGGCUACAGGAGUGUGCAUCCCAAUCUUCCUUCCGACAAGUCCCAGGAUGCCACUUCCUCCAGUGCAGCCCAGCCGGAGGUAAUAGUUGUCCCUCUCUACCUGGUUAAUACUGACAGAGGGCAAGAAGGCACUGCCAGACCUCCAGCACCUCUGGGGCCUCUUGGCUGCGUCCCCACAAUCCCAGCGACCGCCUCUGCCGCCUCACCUCUGACCUUCCCGACUCUAGAUGAUUUCAUUCCCCCUCAUCUGCAGAGGUGGUCCCACCACAGCCAGCCAGCCCGCGCCUCUGGCUCCUUUGCCCCCAUUAGCCAGACGCCACCAUCCUUCUCACCACCACCUCCACUGGUCCCUCCUGCCCCGGAGGACCUCCGCAGAGUCUCGGAGCCUGACCUCACGGGAGCUGUUUCGAGUACCGAUUCCAGUCCUCUACUAAAUGAAGUUUCUUCUUCCCUUAUUGGAACUGAUUCCCAAGCCUUUCCACCAGUUAGCAAGCCUUCAUCCGCCUAUCCCUCCACAACGAUUGUCAAUCCGACUAUUGUGCUCUUGCAGCACAAUCGAGAACAGCAAAAACGACUCAGUAGCCUUUCAGAUCCUGUCUCAGAAAGAAGAGUGGGAGAGCAGGACUCAGCACCAACCCAGGAAAAACCCACCUCACCUGGCAGGGCUGCUGAAAAAAGAGCAAAGGAUGACAGUAGGCGGGUGGUGAAGAGCGCUCAGGACCUAAGCGAUGUUUCCAUGGAUGAAGUGGGCAUCCCCCUCCGGGUACACUUAGAGAACACUGAGAGAUCAAAAGACUGGUACAAGACUAUGUUUAAACAGAUCCACAAACUAAACAGAGACACUCCUGAAGAAAACCCUUAUUUCCCUACGUACAAAUUCCCUGAACUUCCUGAAAUCCAGCAAACUUCUGAAGAGGACAAUCCUUACACUCCCACCUACCAGUUUCCUGCAUCUACUCCUAGUCCUAAGUCUGAAGAUGAUGAUUCAGAUCUAUACUCUCCCAGAUACUCGUUUUCUGAAGACACAAAAUCUCCCCUUUCUGUGCCUCGCUCAAAAAGUGAGAUGAGCUACAUUGAUGGUGAGAAGGUAGUCAAGAGGUCAGCCACGCUCCCCCUCCCAGCCCGCUCUUCCUCACUGAAGUCAAGCCCAGAAAGAAAUGACUGGGAACCCCCAGAUAAGAAAGUAGAUACAAGAAAAUACCGUGCAGAGCCCAAAAGCAUUUACGAAUAUCAGCCGGGCAAGUCUUCCGUUUUGACCAACGAAAAGAUGAGUCGGGAUAUAAGCCCAGAAGAGAUAGAUUUAAAGAAUGAACCUUGGUAUAAAUUCUUUUCGGAAUUGGAGUUUGGGAAACCGCCUCCCAAAAAGAUAUGGGAUUAUACUCCUGGAGACUGCUCUAUCCUUCCUAGAGAGGAUAGAAAGACUAAUCUAGACAAAGAUCUCAGCCUCUGCCAGACAGAGUUAGAGGCAGAUUUAGAAAAAAUGGAGACGCUUAAUAAAGCACCCAGUGCAAACGUGCCACAGAGCUCAGCCAUCAGCCCCACUCCGGAAAUUUCUUCAGAGACUCCUGGAUAUAUAUAUUCUUCCAACUUCCAUGCAGUGAAGAGGGAAUCAGAUGGGGCUCCUGGGGAUCUCACUAGCUUGGAGAAUGAGAGACAAAUUUAUAAAAGUGUCUUGGAAGGUGGCGACAUCCCUCUUCAGGGCCUGAGUGGGCUCAAGCGACCAUCCAGCUCGGCUUCCACUAAAGUGGAUCGUAAAGGUGGGAAUGCUCACAUGAUUUCUUCAUCUUCAGUCCAUAGCCGAACGUUUAACACUAGCAAUGCGUUAGGCCCUGUGUGUAAGCACAAGAAGCCCCUGUCAGCUGCGAAAGCCUGCAUUUCGGAAAUCCUUCCUUCCAAAUUCAAACCCAGGCUCUCGGCUCCCAGCACUCUUUUGCAGGAACAGAAGAGUAUCCUCUUGCCCUCAGAGAAGGCUCAAAGCUGUGAGAACCUUUGUGUUUCCGGUUCUUUGAAUGAUUCCAAAAGAGGCCUCCCGCUCCAAGUGGGAGGGAGCAUUGAGAACCUGCUCAUGCGCUCCCGACGGGAUUAUGACAGCAAGUCGAGCAGUACCAUGAGCCUCCAGGAGUACAGCACCAGCGGCAGGAGGCCCUGCCCUCUCUCAAGAAAGGCUGGGAUGCAGUUCACCAUGCUUUAUCGGGACAUGCACCAGAUCAACCGAGCUGGCCUCUUCCUGGGCUCCAUCUCCUCCUCCUCGAGUGUGCGGGAUCUUGCCUCCCACUUUGAAAAGAGUAGCCUGGCAUUGUCCAGGGGUGAGCUGGGCCCCAGCCAGGAGGGCUCGGAACACAUCCCCAAGCACACCGUCUCUUCCCGCAUCACCGCUUUUGAGCAGCUGAUUCAGCGGUCCCGUUCCAUGCCAUCCCUGGACCUGUCCGGCAGGCUGAGCAAGUCUCCCACACCUGUGCUGUCCCGGGGCAACCUGACCUCAGCCCGCUCGGCCGAGUCCCUCCUUGAGUCAACCAAGCUCCGUCCCAAGGAGAUGGAUGGGAUGAACUCCAGUGGGGUCUAUGCCUCCCCAACAUGUAGCAAUAUGGCGCACCAUGCCUUGAGCUUCAGGGGCCUUGUGCCUUCUGAGCCCCUCUCCACCUGCUCUGAUGACCUGGACCGCUGUUCAAAUAUCUCCACUGACAGCAGAGAAGGCAGUAGCAGCAGCGUUCACGGAGAUUUCCCCAAACAUCGCCUCAACAAGUGCAAGGGCACCUGCCCGGCCUCAUACACUCGCUUCACCACCAUCCGGAAGCAUGAGCAGCAGCAGACCUCUAGACAGCCCGAGUGGCGCCUGGAUUCCAGAGGGGACAAGAGCACCCUCCUCAGGAACAUCUACCUAAUGAGCCCCCUUCCUUUCCGGCUGAAAAAGCCCCUCCACCACCACCCCAGACAACCUUCUCCUGGUGACUCCUCAGGCCUCCUGGUAGGCCAGAAGCCAGACCUCCCCAGUCAGCCCCAUCAGGACCAGCCCCCUUCUGGGGGGAAGCCCGUGGUUCCCACACGCCUGUCUUCCCGACACACGAUGGCCAGGCUUAGCCGCAGCUCAGAGCCCUCUCAGGAGAGACCCACGGCCCUGGAGGACUACCCAAGGGCCAUUAAUAAUGGAAACUCCGUGCCAUACUCAGACCACAGCCUGGACAGGAACAACAACCCACAAAGUGAACUGGCACCAUCCCGCGGAGAUUCAGAAUCGCCAAGACAUUUUAUACCAGCGGAUUACUUGGAAUCCACAGAAGAAUUUAUUCGAAGACGUCAUGAUGAUAAAGAGAAACUUUUAGCGGACCAGAGACGACUUAAGCGCGAGCAAGAAGAGGCUGAUAUUGCAGCUCGACGCCACACAGGCGUCAUUCCGACGCACCAUCAGUUUAUCACUAAUGAGCGCUUUGGGGACCUCCUCAAUAUAGACGAUACCGCCAAAAGGAAAUCUGGGUCAGAGAUGAGACCUGCCAGAGCCAAAUUUGACUUUAAAGCUCAGACACUAAAGGAGCUUCCUCUGCAGAAGGGAGAUAUUGUUUACAUUUAUAAGCAAAUUGAUCAGAACUGGUAUGAAGGAGAACACCACGGCCGGGUGGGAAUCUUCCCACGCACCUAUAUUGAGCUUCUUCCUCCUGCUGAGAAGGCUCAGCCCAAAAAGUUGACACCAGUGCAGGUUUUGGAAUAUGGAGAAGCUAUUGCUAAGUUUAACUUUAAUGGUGAUACACAAGUAGAAAUGUCCUUCAGAAAGGGUGAGAGGAUAACACUGCUCCGGCAGGUAGAUGAGAACUGGUACGAAGGGAGGAUCCCGGGGACAUCCCGACAAGGCAUCUUCCCCAUCACCUACGUGGAUGUGAUCAAGCGGCCACUGGUGAAAAACCCUGUGGAUUACAUGGACCUGCCUUUCUCCGCCUCCCCAAGUCGCAGUGCCACUGCAAGCCCUCAGUUUUCCAGUCACAGCAAGCUCAUCACGCCAGCACCCUCAUCUCUGCCCCACUCCCGCCGAGCCCUGUCCCCCGAGAUGCACGCCGUCACCUCUGAGUGGAUCUCGCUGACUGUGGGGGUCCCAGGCAGGCGUUCUCUGGCCCUGACCCCACCCUUGCCUCCUCUGCCAGAGGCUUCUGUCUAUAACACUGACCACCUCGCCUUGUCACCAAGGGCCAGUCCCUCCCUGUCUCUCAGCCUCCCCCAUUUGAGUUGGUCAGAUCGUCCCACCCCACGGUCAGUAGCUUCUCCACUGGCUCUACCUUCCCCACACAAAACCUACGCCCUAGCACCUGCUUCCCAGGCCUCCCUUCACAUGAAUGGAGACAGUGGUGUCCACACGCCAUCUUCAGGCAUCCACCAAGAUAGCUUCUCGCAGCUGCCACUGGGGAGCUCUGAUAGUGUCAUCUCCCAGCUUAGUGAUGCCUUUAGCAGCCAGAGCAAGAGGCAGCCAUGGCGCGAAGAGAGUGGACAAUAUGAGAGGAAAGCAGAGAGGGAGGCAGGCCAGAGAGGCCCUGGCGGACCCGAGAUCUCUAAGAAGAGCUGCUUGAAGCCUUCAGACGUGGUCAGGUGCCUGAGUACUGAACACAGACUCUCAGAUCUCAACACCCCUGAGGAGAGCCGGCCCGGCAAGCCCCUGGGUAGCGCUUUUCCAGGAAGUGAGGCUGAGCAGACAGAGCGGCAUAGAGGUGGCGAGCAGGCGGGGAGGAAAGCUGCUCGGAGAGGUGGGAGCCAGCUUUCUCAUCAUUCAUUGAGAGCAGGACCUGAUCUCACAGAAUCUGAAAAGAGCUAUGUGGAAGCGGUUUGCAAUGAGAUCAUAAACAUUGCCGAAAAAUCUGUUCAUUACUGCAGCACUGUUUCUCAUCCCCUUGACUUUCAUCACAAGGUAUCCCCUUCUGACAAUAAAUCAUCUUUAAUCAUUUCUCAGCAACCUCAAGCCCAGCAGCGAAGAGUCACCCCCGACAGGAGUCAAACCUCACAAGAUUUAUUUAGCUAUCAAGCAUUAUAUAGCUAUAUACCACAGAAUGAUGAUGAGUUGGAACUCCGCGAUGGAGAUAUCGUUGAUGUCAUGGAAAAAUGUGACGAUGGAUGGUUUGUUGGUACUUCAAGAAGGACAAGGCAGUUUGGUACUUUUCCAGGCAACUAUGUAAAACCUUUGUAUCUAUAAGAAGACUGAAAACCAUGGAGAUUAUUUUUAUUGGAGGAUGAAGCAUCAUUCAUGAACCGAUCUUUUUAGUUGAGUCAGUAGGAAAAUUAAUACAGUGGAUAAAGUAAGAAGCAAAAGACAGGGACAGAGAAGUGUUGUGUUUAAAACCCAAGCCUGUCUAAGGUUACUGUGUAUUAGACAGGGCUGAACUAGUGUGCUGAACAAAAAGAAUUGAGACAAAUUGUAUUUACGUAGCUGCUUCUGGGAGCCACUCCAGCCUUUCCCCUCCCCUCCACCUCUUGGGUAAUCUGACCUGAAGCAUAGUCUGGGAUCAGAGUUAGCCAGAAAUGCCUCCUCCUGCCCCAGCCUUAGAGAGCUCCCAUCUCAAAGGAAUCAUUGAUCCUGAAGGCUUCAAGCCCAAGGAUGCACCAAGACCCCCAGCCUACAUUUCCCAGCUCCUCUGGAGCCAGCUGAUCCUCUAACUGCUGGAGGUCAGUCUGGGCUGCCAAUACUGUCCCCUAGACAAGGUGGAGUCCCCCAAACUGCCCCAAGACCAAAUCCCUCACUCAACCUGCUGAGGUGUGGAUGGGGAAACGGAGGCAAAACUUAGGCACCCACUGCAUUCAGCCUGCUGUGUAGCAGUGCCGUUGACUGCCCUGGUGUUCAGACAAAAGCACACAAGGUUUGCCCAUGAGAACCGGGGAGCAGAUGGCCAAGCAGAUAGGUUAUGUCUGUUUUCUGAGUGAUGAAGUCAGGAAGCCCUGUGGCUCUGGAGGCCACUUGUGGUUCAUUCUUUUCCCGUAUCCUUGGCUUUUAGAAAUGGUUCCCUUCAGGACGGCGCAGCUGCAUUUUUCAGAGCACUGUUGCUAACCUUUCUUUUCUGGCUUGUGUUUGCCUGAGACAGUUUGGAAUUGGGAGGCCUAUUCUCAUAGAAAACCAAAAAUGAUGUUCAUUCAUUCAUUUAACAUACAGCAAUGUAUGCUGGCUGCUGGGGGGACAACCAAAAGCAAGACAUGCCCAGGGUUUGCUGUGGCUCCAGAUCUACUCCCUGUAGGAGUUCAA
This is a messenger RNA of Chlorocebus sabaeus (green monkey), 11850 nucleotides long. The record is from RefSeq and is a predicted model, not a curated record. Lineage: Eukaryota; Metazoa; Chordata; Mammalia; Primates; Cercopithecidae.